Gymnodraco acuticeps is the source of this 4378-nucleotide messenger RNA. Its product is annotated as 5-hydroxytryptamine receptor 7-like. Gene Ontology annotation, molecular function: G protein-coupled serotonin receptor activity. Lineage: Eukaryota; Metazoa; Chordata; Actinopteri; Perciformes; Bathydraconidae. Gene Ontology annotation, biological process: smooth muscle contraction; adenylate cyclase-activating adrenergic receptor signaling pathway; chemical synaptic transmission. Gene Ontology annotation, cellular component: membrane. The record is from RefSeq and is a predicted model, not a curated record. The transcript is spliced from 3 exons. Bases 279 to 1724 code for a protein of 481 amino acids.
UCAGGCAGAAGGGAAUAGUGCCCAGGGUGGACGAGAAGAAACACCACCGUGUAUAGGUCAGGUAUUUGGGGGGAUUUGCCCACCGUGCGUAAUGACGAGUGUUGCUGUAAAUAGAAGACUGGCGGCUUUCUGAGGGAAGAGGAUCGCAGUAGUUCAUCCUGAGGAGGGGGACAGGAGUUACUCAUUCCUCACUCUAACUGUGGCAUACCUGUGCGCGCACAUGUCACCAUCAAACCAGUCUCCAAAUCCAUGGAUGAGAAGGACACAAAGACAGCAGCAUGGUGGUUGUGGGAGCAAGUAACGGCAGCUUCGGGAGUGGCAACAUGAGGUCGUCCUUCAUGAUAGAAGACCGGACAGGAGGAGCUGGAGAUCCCGGAGGAAACGCGAUGAUCUCCGAGGGUCUGGGGCCGCGGCUGCUGAAGAUUGCGCAAGGCGCGGCAGAAGCGGCAGCAGCAGUAGCAACGACGUCUCCAUCCACCUCCAGUCAGCCGCUGGUGAUGGAGAUAAACGGCACGCGGUGCGGGGAGCAGAUUCUGGGCUACGGCCAAUUUGAGAAGGUGCUGAUCGGCGCGGUGCUCACCAUGCUGACGCUGAGCACCAUUUGCGGGAACAUGUUGGUGGUGAUCUCCGUUUGUUUCGUGAAAAAGCUCCGGCAGCCCUCCAACUAUCUGAUCGUUUCUCUGGCUGUGGCGGACCUGUCGGUGGCUCUGGCCGUCAUGCCGUUCGUCAGCAUCACAGAUCUGAUCGGGGGUCAGUGGAUCUUCGGGCAGUUCUUCUGUAACGUGUUCAUCGCCAUGGAUGUGAUGUGCUGCACCGCGUCCAUCAUGAGUCUGUGCGUAAUCAGCAUCGACAGGUAUCUUGGCAUCACCAAACCUCUCACGUAUCCAGUGCGUCAGACCGGCUGCUGCAUGGCUAAGAUGGUUCUGUCAGUGUGGCUGCUCUCCGCCUCCAUCACCCUCCCUCCUCUCUUCGGCUGGGCGCAGAACGUAAACGACGGACGGGUCUGUCUCAUCAGUCAGGACUUCGGAUACACCGUGUACUCCACGGCGGUGGCGUUCUACAUCCCAAUGUCCGUCAUGUUGAUCAUGUACAACCGGAUCUACAGAGCGGCCAAACUCAGCGCCGCCAAACACACCAUCACCUGUUUCCCCAGGCAGAGGGAGGCUCUCCGAGGGGGGAAACGAGGAAAAGACGGUCACCGUGUGGAUGUUUCGGAGGAAACGGGAAGCGUUAAAGCGAUGGAGAACGUGGAGGAAGAAGAAGAAGAGAGUUUUGAUUGUGUGGCGGCGGCUUUGAAGCUACAACGGGAAGUGGAAGAAGAGUGCAGCACACGGGUUUCUCGCCUCUUAAAAACUGGGGAUCGCAGGAAGAGGAAAAACCAGUCAAUUUUUAAGCGUGAGCAGAAGGCGGCGGCCACGUUGGGAAUCGUUGUCGGGGCUUUUACUUUCUGCUGGCUUCCUUUCUUCUUGGUUUCCACCGCGCGGCCUUUCAUCUGCGGCGUGGAGUGCAGCUGCGUCCCUCUGUGGCUGGAGAGGACGCUGCUGUGGCUCGGAUACGCAAACUCCCUCAUCAACCCCUUCAUUUACGCCUUCUUCAACCGCGACCUGAGGACCACCUACAGCAACCUCCUGCGGUGCCGCUACAGGAACAUCAACAGGAAGCUGUCGGCCGCCGGCAUGCACGAGGCUCUGAAGCUGGUGGAGAAACCGGAGAGCGACGCGUGAAGCUGCCGUGAAGACAACGAUAACAUAAAAAAGAAAUCAAGAUAAAGAUUGAAGCUGCCGAUCAGACGCUGCCAGGACGGUUCAUUCAAACCACAGAAACUCUUGAAAUCAACUAGAAAGAGAUGUCUUUCUGGUUCGUUAGUGUCCCCAGCCGAGUGCUCAGACUGAAGAGAGCUUUUAUACACUUUCAAUGAAUACAUAGAAUCCUUUCAUUAUACAGGUACAAUGAGACGAGUAGAGCUACUUACGGUGCCAUCAAUACAUGCUUAGUCACGAGGUAACUGACCCCUGAUCAGAGUACAAUAGAUCUACUGUCUUCACAUGUAAGGCUUAUUGUAUUAUUUAUAUAUUAAAUAACAUCAUAGCUUUGAAUUCUCUGAUAAUCAUGAUUUCCAUUACAAGCGAGAAGCAGCCAAUCAGACUCCAACAAUGACGGUUCAUUCAAACCACAUUAGUGCGAUGAUUGCUGCGGGGAGACGAGGGGUUUCAUAUUAGAUUUAUUCAGCUUUUCCGCGUGCAACGAGGCUCUCCACGUGCAGAUCGGUCAGACAAAGACCAUCCCCCUUUUCACGCCAUAUUCUUGCACAUAUUGCCAUCACCCAGUCAAAUACGUUCUUCUUAAGGGCACUUUUUAAAACGGUGGUUACUUCUGCAUCGCGUCCAUCAUGAGUCUGUGCGUUAUCAGUAUCGACAGGUGAGAUAUUAUAUUAACAGAGAAAGCCUUUUAUUCCUAACGAUAUGUCACAACAUUGACACGUCUUAUCAUCGUGAGACAAGCCAGAGAACACACCAGGGCAGAUAUAACACUUUAUAUAUUUUUAAUUGAUGAUUCAUCUAACUUUUAGGCGUGGAACGAGACUCUCCACGUGCAGAUCGGUCAGACAACGACACAUUUUGGCCGCAUCUUACUCCUAUAUUCUUCCAAAAUGGCCUUUACAGUCUAAUAAAACAUGUCGUGGAGACGCUGUAACGUUGGGUUUGUGAGGAGGAUCUCUGAGUCUUCAUUAAGUGAGACUGCUCGAUAGCAUAAUGAUAUUCACUGAGGGAAGGAAGCACACAAAGGGUAUCCAGAGAAAAGUACUAUCAUUGUGUCAUCUUUGUUUUGUGAGCAAAAUCAAAUCAAAAUGUAUUUAUAUUACACUUUUCAUACUCUUUAAAAGUUUCGUAAAGUAAUGUAUUGGUGCCAUCUGUCUACGGGCUUUACACGAUGUAUCAUUAAGAGCAUAUUAGAGAUGAGGGCUUGCAUGGAUGAAGGAAGGAUGCUUUUCUUAAACCAGUGGCUGCUGCAGAACAUUCCUGUGCAGCAUGUGACACACACAUCCACAGCUGCCUCCAAACGGAAGAGCUUUGCAUAUCGUUGGAUCUAAACACUGACUUUGUCCUCUUUGAGCACCACGAGAGGAAGCGCUCAUCUCUCUGGACAGUGUCUUCUUCUCUUUCCAGAUUAAGCCAAGGAAACAUUUAAAACAAAAAGGAGAAGGCUUGAGCACUAAAUGUAUUCUCUUAUCAUCACUGUUUUAUUUCACGAUGAACAAGUGGACAAUAAAUGAUUGAUCAGCCACGCCAAGACGUCCCUGGGAUAUAAGUUCGUAUGUCUUUGGUCAAUGUGUUGGUUGUGCCAAAACCUUUCUUUCUUUCUACUAAAGUCAUGAACUUGUUGAAUCAGAUGCUUUGUAAUCAGGCGGCUCACAUAUGAACACAUUUGAAGGAGAUGACGGGAGGUCAGAGAUGUUUGGAGGACGUCUUCAGCGUGCCUGUGCCUUUCACUGCGUUAUCGUUAAAGAGUUACUUGCAGGUCUAUUUUCCAGCACCUCACGUGUUAGACUUGACGCCAUGUGUGAGAGACACUUUGAAUGACCGACUUUUAUCCCCGUUGUAUAUUUCAUCGCGCACAACAUCAUGUGAAAAAGGAAGCUAAUGGAGGCGAUGAUCUUUAAGGGACACGAUCCCAAUCCAUGUCCAUCAAGUUGCUUAUCUCUGAAGAACGUCAGAACAUAAACUGUCGAUGAGAUUAUCUGAGACACUAAUGGGAUGUCUACAAAUGAGUUUUCUUGUCUGAACCCAAAGAUAAUCAGUUUUCAGCAAAAGGAAAAAAGACAGAUGUAGUAAUCGUUGCACUUGAGAAGCUGCUUACUGUAAAUCUGCGGGUGUUUUUAUUUGAUAAAUGACUUGAAAACACGAAGAAGUGGUGACAAAUCUUUUUCUAAAACAUUCAUGAGAUAAAAACAACGUAUUUAAUAAACUUUUACCAUUACAAAAUCUAAAGUUCAAAUGUUAAAGGUCUCCAUUUUCUUCUCUACGAUGAUAAGUGAAUAUGUAAGGCUCAAUCUGCAUUGUGUUAUUGGACUGAAUGGACUUGUUGUGUUAUGAAUCUGCUUCAUCAGGAGGGUGAGAGUAGCAGCGGGCGGGCAAAUGCUCUCUGUGUACGGUCUUUACACGAUGUAUAAUGAAGAGAAUCUUAUAGAUAUCAUAUUAAACUGACAAAAGUAAAGGAAGGGAAAAGUCACAAUUACUGUUCUUUGCUUUUUCAGCACCAUGGACAGCGUCAUCGUUCAGCAGGAGAGGACUCUUUAAAGUAGAGACACUACAUACUGAUAUACACCUGAACAUCAGCAGGAGAGGACUCUUUAAAGUAGAGACACUACAUACUGAUA